GGCCUUUGAUUUUGAAAGUGGGAAACAAAGGACGCUUGGGUUGCUAUUGUUAUGACCAAAGCAUCAAGGUGAGACAAUCGUGAACCAGAGGGAACAAUGACCUUCAGAACACAAAGCAGCCUCAACAGAACAAACACGACACCGCCAGCUGUUAUUCACACAGUCCACUUUGAGGAGAAUACAAGGGACACAAAGGAAAUCGAAAAGGCCAGAACUGUAAAUUCAGGUGAACAAUUCGAACACCAACUGCUGAGGUGGUAGAAGUAGCACAUGGACAAGGAAGGCAGCAGAGGAAAGAGG
Messenger RNA from Aspergillus welwitschiae, 300 nucleotides. RefSeq lists its product as uncharacterized. NCBI's taxonomy places the organism in Eukaryota, Fungi, Ascomycota, Eurotiomycetes, Eurotiales, Aspergillaceae. Bases 97 to 261 code for a protein of 54 amino acids. The transcript has a single exon. The record is from RefSeq and is a predicted model, not a curated record.